AUGGUUACUACAUUGGCAUUUCUACUCUUAUUUUCCGUCACCGAGGCAAUGAAUUACAAACUAGGCCUGCUCAUCCCUUUAAAACAAGCAGAAUACACAAAGCAAGGGAACUACUAUGCGUCUGCCAUCAGCAUCGCUAUUGACGACAUCAAUAAGGAUAAUAACCUUUUGAAGGACCAUAACAUUACGUUUGUUUGGAAUGAGACAAAUUGCAGCGAAGAAGGGGACGAAAACAAGACUAUACGUGCGCUAAUUCAUCAGUUAUACGAGGAAAAAGUUUCUGCAAUUAUCGGGCCCGGAUGCAACUGCAACACUUCAGCUCGGAUAGCUGCUGCAUUUAAUGUUCCCAUGAUAUCAUAUGUGAGUAUACACUUUUUUCCUUUUUAGCCAGACGACACACAUCUAACGUUCAAGUUACGUCAGCUGUUUUCUUUUUUUUGUUUUUAUUUUUUUACCUUUUGAAAGUUGCGUGUCUGCUGAAUAGAGUUAGACCUCUAAUAAGAUCUAACGUCAACUGAACAAUAAUUUCAUUUCGGGGUUUUGUUGUUGUUUUUGUUUGUUGGCUGUUUUCUCGGAUACUGAGUAGAGAGACAGUCCUACUGGAAGUUAUCCUCCAUUUAGACUGAAUUACAACUGCACUAACCUUCUGGUACAAUUGAGAUUGCCUGAAAGAAACAACAUUUAGACUCUUAUACGGCCGUGCCGUGCCAUCGCAUCCUUGUAGUAUCCUUGGAAACCCAGGGGCAGCUAACAGUCCCACAUCAUGUUACGAGUGAAAAAACUGCAGCCGUAAAGUUUAUGAGAAGAAAAAAAGAGCCAAUGGGCGCCUUCUCUUGUCCAACCAGCUGCAGAGGAAGAGAAGAUAUUGUUAAGUUCACGGUGUCUGAUUGACAUAUUUCAGGCCAAAAGGAAACGGAGAAUUUGAAAUCUUCAGGAACGUACUCGGAGAGAAUGUAUGGCAAUGACCAGGGGUCUUCCAGCUCUCGCUAAAAACUUUCCCUAGUAGCGAUUUAAACAAAUGAUUACCUGUCCCAAUAAGUUGUUCCUAUGGGUCUUCAAGAAUAAGGGUCCUCUGCUUUCAAUAAUUCGACUUCAACUUGUUAGAAAUGAAUUCUAAAUUCCAACUUCUUUUAUUAAUAGCAACAAUCUGCAACAAAAUUAGUUGAGUCUCCUUGGCCUAGAGGGCCUCUUUGACGUUUUGCUAACUGAAAAAAGGGGAAAGAUAAGUUUUUUUCUCCCCCAACCCCUCCACAUAAUGCUGUGCCGCUGUUCGAGCUACCUGUAUAGAAAACAACACCUCGAUCAACUUUGAAUGAAGAGGAGAACGCGACAUAUCCGGGAACUUUAAGUGAAGGAGAUUGUUUUGUUUUCUGAAGUGACCCCAUUUGACGGCGAUGUCUUAACAAUUUUGUCACCGAUUGAAUAUUUACGAAAAUGUAAAUGAGCCAAAGAUUAGACAAUAUGCUUAAAAUUUCGCCUUUUUAAGUAUCUACGGCCUGCUACUUUCAAACAUUUUUCGGUUCCACGAUCAAGUUAUUUACCCUCUUUUGUACAAAACCAGGAUAGCAAACGAAAAGCCUUUAUUAGUAGUAUUCAAAAUGUUGGGGCAGCGAUGGAGAUUGAGCAAUUUUCUUUAAACUCUUUACGUUCACGAAAAUUGUUUUGGAAUUACCAUAGACGUUCAUUCCAACAAUUUCAGAUCAUUAACUUUACAUUGAAAAUUACCGUAGAGGUUUCCUUCAAAAUCGUCGAGGACUACGAGAGAACAUAAGUUGAGUAAGUACUGGUAGAGGUCGCUAUAUCCUUAGAUCAUCAAUUUGUUUUUUUCAUUUGAUUUAUUUAUUCUUUGUUUAUGCUUCCUUUUUGCAUAGAUGUGCGUUAGCACUGAACUUUCAAAUAAGAAGCUUUAUUCGACGUUUAUGAGAACCUACGCGCAAGCAUCGAAAAUACCCGAGUACCUAACUAUGUUGCUUCAGUAUUACAAGUGGAAAAAUGUGGGCCUCAUGUUUACGAAAAAGAAAGAAUGGUUAACUCGCAAGGAAGACAUCGUCAAAAAGCUGAAACUGGCAAAGAUUAAGAUCCGGAUAGAAGUAGAGCUUGACGAUUCGGACCUAUUCGAGUUCAACGAAACAGAAUACAUGAAACAAGCCAAGCGGAAAUUGAAGUUAAUCAAGGACCAGGCUAGAAGUGAGCAAACAAAUUAGUGAUUGCUGUUUUACGUGUAUUUUUACAGACGGAGGUGGCCGGAUUAAUGUCUUUCUAGAGUUUGCGUUGAGUGACUCAAGGCAUAAAGCGGUAGUUCCCAGAAUGGAACAGUAACAAUUUUUUGCGCGAUCAUGGCCACUAAUAACAACAACAAGGCGCAGCAUACAUUUCUGUCCGACAACGCCACAAAAAAAAUAGGGAAAUACAGUAAACACCCGCAUAUAACUGAGAACACACGAUUUCGGAGUUCAGGCUGAUUGAGUUCUUAUUUAUCGGGUGCUUGAUGAAAAAUCAGCCUCAAAAGGUUCUCAAAUUUUUAUUUAGUAAUGCUAUCCAAAACAUGUUGCUAGAGGUAUAUCUAGUAUAUUUUAGGAAAAUAAAAUAAAUAAUUAUUCUGUAAUUUGAUUAUAUUAAUAAAUGAAGUUAUCUGACAGCAAACAUAAACUUACAUGUUUUGUAUUCAUGACACUUUUUCCAUGUUACAAUUUUCAGGCUGAUCUUGUUCUCAUAAAAAUAGGGCUUUAUUGGCCAAAUUUCAGCCUGGUGUUCUUGAUCCAUUUGUUCUUAUAUGCAGGUGUUUACUGUAGUACUGAUUGCGAUAACAAUAACCAUAAUGACAUUGAUAAUGAUAAUGACAAUAAGAAUGAGACUGAGAACGAUAACAACAACGACAAUGGUAAUGAAAAUGAUAACCUCUCUUGGAUAGUAUAGUAAUAAUUAUAAGAAGCAGGGUGGUUAGCAGUUAUUCUAGACCUCUAUUUUCAUGGGUCCCAUUUUAACUUGCACUUCCUACAAUACUUUCAUUAAAACCAAAGCCGAAUAACCCUCGUUGUAAACGUGCAUUAUAUUGGACCUAAUAACAAUGAUGUUGUUUCAUUUACAGUUAUUAUUGUACUGGAAGACUUCCGUUACGCAAAAGAACUGCUUCUUCCUGCUUGUGAAGAGGGACUCACCAAUGGUGAUUAUGCAUUCAUCCUCUUUUUCUUAAAUCACCUCGAGGUUCUAGUAAACAAAAACACCUCUCAUUCCUGGGCGUACCCCCAUUGCGACAGCAACGAUUCCUACAGCAGAUGCAAAUUCCAACAGGCUUUUGACUCAGCUCUGGUGAUGUCAUUGAAUAUAAACGAAAGCAGCAGAUCGUACACAGAUUUCCAGCAAACCGUAAAACAGCGGUCUAAAGAGUCGCCUUUUUACAGCCAAGUUUAUGAAGGCCACUUAUUCGACAACACAGAUUUCCCACCAAAAAACCAGACUGAGGUAAGUACGUAAGCAAUACUGAUGUUUUUACUGCUUCUUUAUUUUGUCCCUUUUUUUGCAAAUAAUGUUAUUUUCACACUUGCAGGUUUUACUGACUAAAAAAAAAAACAGGAGACCUAGACAUUGUAAUUUAGACUUUUUUGUGUCAAGAAAUUUUAUCGUAUUUGAACGUAUACAUUUUUUUUUUUGACCUGUCAAACUGUGCUGUUGAUAGCUAUAUGCGUGUUUCAGCCAGUACUCGCUGUUUUUUUACCUGAAGGGAGGAAGAUCCUAAUUCCAGGAACACCCUAAAAGGCGAAUCAUCCUAGCGCCAUAUGUUUCACGUAAUCAAUUUACAUGCAAAAAGUUUUACUUGUCCCUAGUGCUAGGAUCUUCCUAGCGAAGCACCAUGUCAACUGUUUUCGCUAGGAAGGGCCCAGUACCAGGUACAAACCACACAAAAAUGGCGGCGGGUCGUUUAGUGGGUAAUCGGACCAAACUUUCUGCAUGUAAACUCAACGAAUCUUCCCAGUGGCGGAUCUAGACCUUCAGAUAGAGAGGGGUGGGGGGUGGGGAUGGGGGGCGGUCAUCCAGACCCUGAGAUAAGGGGGGCCCGGUCUCAUUUUGGUCUAAAAAUGAGGGGGUAGACGGGCCCCCCAGGCCCCUCCCCUGGAUCCACCACUGCUUCCUCCGUCCAUGUAAGCAGCCCCUCAUAGUAGAGUCAACUUAAUUCAGUGAAGACUGGAUAGCAAAGUUUUGAUAAUCCCCGUUGGUUAAAUUUGUUUUCUUUAUAACCAAAUUGACAAAACUUAUUAGGUUACUGUAUGGAAAAUAUACAAAACUAAAAUAAAUUCGUUGCCUUUUUUCAUUUCGUAUAACGAUCGUUCUGUACCCACUGACGACCUAUCAGGAAUGUCUUCCUACAACUUGAGGCGCUGACCAUUAGUCGGAACUGACCAGCCAAAAAAGAGAAUUUUGCUUUCAAUCAGAAAUCAGGACUAUCAAGCCCGAUCAGUCUUUUUCUAAGUUUCAUUCACGACAGAGAUAGGUUAUUAGCGAAACCUCUCUAGAAAAGCCUUUGUCAUGAUCAAAAUGACCAGCCAGGCGGCCUGUUCCGAUUUAUGGUAAGCAUUUUAAAGGGAUUAUAUCACGAAGAAAUGGGUGUUUUACAACUCUGGGUGUUUUAGGUUAAUUCUGUGCUGAAGUAAUUACUUUGCGCCUUCAGCCACACUCAAAAUGCUCCAGCCCUGUAGAAUUAUGAAGAAGGUAUCAAACAAAUUUUAUCAGGGCACACUAGCCAUAAGAAAUGUCUUGGAGAUAUUUACUAGCGCAUAGCAUUAAAACUUCAACAAUUCAGCCUAACUUUUUCAAGAUUUGAUCCAUGUCCGUCCUUCCGCCACCCGUAGCAACAGACGACAAGAAACAGUUUCAAUGCUUAAAUGUGGUCUUAAAAACAAAACAAUACAUGUCCUUUAUUUUUGGAAUUUAACUGAUACGACACACGUUUUAGCUUUUUUUUUUUUAAAUAAGAAAUAACGUGAUAUAGUCCCUCUGAGUGUUCCAGUAUAAUUUUUAGGAUCAUUAUACAUUUCUGGGAAACUACCCACCUACCCCUAGUAGUAUAGGGCGCACCGGUUACUCCGGUUUUUUGAGCAGGAAUCUCAUUAGCGUGAGCAGGAAUACAUUAACACCGAUGACGUCAUAGGCUAUUGUCUUGAUCUCAUGAAUAAAAUGCGCAGGGAUGCCAUUAAGAUAAGGUCAUGUGCUAUUUUUAGUUGGUUUAGGAUAUCUAGUUACUUUAAGGUCGAUAAACGUCUUCGUUUUCGAUUGGUUAGUUAGAAAAUAAGAAACGUUUUUAUUGGUUAAUUCAUACUGUCUGAGGAGUAAAGUCAAACUUGUCUGUGACUUAAAAUCACAGAGGCGUAAUGUAAUUAUGCAAGUCCUAUUUCCUGCUGCUGUGAUUGUCCUAGUUCCGGUUCACUGACUUUUGGCGGGCAAAUCGUGCGUAUUAAUGAGGGCAAAGACAAACUAGCUCUUGUCCUAUUUGCUGCUGCUGUGAUUGUCCUAGUUCCCGUUCACUGAUUUUUGGCGGGCAAAUCGUGCAUAUUAAUGAGGGAAAAGGCAACAUAGGCAACAUAGCUCUUUUUUUACACUGCAAACAAUGUUUUACUUACCCCUCUCCUUGUCACAAUUUUGUUAUUUUCCUUCCGCAAUUUUUUUAUUCCCAUUUUUCCCUCCUCCUCCUCCUCAUUUCUAUUGUUUUCCCUCCACCACCAUCACCACUACCGCCACAUUUCUAUUGUUUUCCCUCCACCACCACCACCACCACCACCACUACCACCACCGCCACAUUUCUAUUGUUUUCCCUCCACAACCGCCACCACCACCACCACAUUUCUAUUGUUUUCCCUCCACCACCACCACCACCACAUCAUUUCUAUUAUCUUCCCUCCACCACCACCACAUUUCUAUUGUCUUCCCUCCACCACCACCACCACCACCACAUUUCUAUUAUCUUCCCUCCACCACCACCACAUUUCUAUUGUCUUCCCUCCACCACCACCACCACCACCACCACAUUUUUAUUAUCUUCCCUCCACCACCACCACAUUUCUAUUGUCUUCCCUCCUCCACCACCACCACCACAAUAGAAAUGUGGUGGUGGUGGAGGGAAGAUAAUAGAAAUGAUGUGGUGGUGGUGGUGGUGGAGGGAAAACAAUAGAAAUGUGGUGGUGGUGGUGGCGGUUGUGGAGGGAAAACAAUAGAAAUGUGGCGGUGGUGGUAGUGGUGGUGGUGGUGGUGGUGGUGGAGGGAAAACAAUAGAAAUGUGGCGGUAGUGGUGAUGGUGGUGGAGGGAAAACAAUAGAAAUGAGGAGGAGGAGGAGGGAAAAAUGGGAAUAAAAAAAUUGCGGAAGGAAAAUAACAAAAUUGUGACAAGGAGAGGGGUAAGUAAAACAUUGUUUGCAGUGUAAAAAAAGAGCUAUGUUGCCUUUUCCCUCAUUAAUAUGCACGAUUUGCCCGCCAAAAAUCAGUGAACGGGAACUAGGACAAUCACAGCAGCAGCAAAUAGGACAAGAGCUAGUUUGUCUUUGCCCUCAUUAAUACGCACGAUUUGCCCGCCAAAAGUCAGUGAACCGGAACUAGGACAAUCACAGCAGCAGGAAAUAGGACUUGCAUAAUUACAUUACGCCUCUGUGAUUUUAAGUCACAGACAAGUUUGACUUUACUCCUCAGACAGUACGAAUUAACCAAUAAAAACUUUUCUUAUUUUCUAACUAAACAAUCGAAAACGAAGACGUUUAUCGACCUUAAAGUAACUAGAUAUCCUAAACCAACUAAAAAUAGCACAUGACCUUAUCUUAAUGGCAUCCCUGCGCAUUUUAUUCAUGAGAUCAAGACAAUAGCCUAUGACGUCAUCGGUGUUAAUGUAUUCCUGCUCACGCUAAUGAGAUUCCUGCUCAAAAAACCGGAGUAACCGGUGCGCCCUAUACUACUACCCCUCCCAUAAGCCAACUUUAACAUUUACUUCUUACCGUGGGCAAAGUGUUGGCUUAAGGGAGGGGGGGAUCAUUAACUAACCUACAGGUAUAUUACCUUAACCUACAGGUACCAGUAUACGCAGCCUUUCUUUACGAUGCUGUUUACCAGUAUGCCGUUGCCUUAGAAAAGACUUUGGCAAGAAAUGAAACACCCGACGGGUUAAACAUUAUUUCAAAGCUUUUAAACAAAGAAUACAAUAGUAAGUGUUACGCAGCUGAAACUCGAUCAUAUUACUCAAAUUAGGGUUUUUUAAGGCCUCUGUCAAAGUUGUCUAUCAACAAGUGUGUUUGGAAAUUAAGAUUGUUUGGCCAUAUCACUCUAUAGGAAAUAUAAUUUACAUUACACGUUUAGAAUGAUGCAUAUAUUCAAAAUUUACUAUCUUAUGAAAGUUUUUGAUAAAUUUAACACUAAAUUUUGGCUAGCCAGCGCUACAGACGAAACUAAACUCUGGUUCAGUCCGUCUGGCGAAAUACAUUGUAGCGCCGAAAUCCUUGCUUUGAGUACGCGCCAUGAUUGGCCUGUUAAAAUAUGAUAUUGUAGAUUUGCCAAUCAGGUUGAAAGGAAAUUCGAAACACAUUUCCGGUAAUUCGUUGAAUCCGCUGAGGGGCCUGGACAAGGAUUUUGCCGCUGCUUCGCAGUCGAUACCAUCCGGGAUUAAAUAACGUCUUCUACGCAGGCUAAACUUUGGCCGGCUUUAAAAUGACGUUGUUCUGGCAGUUUUUAUUGAAGUGCAAUACACAUUCAUUCCAAACGUGAAGUGUUGGAAAUAUUAAAAAAAAAAUAUGAUUUUCAUUUCAUUAAUCACCAUCCCGCCACCUUGGUCAUAUGACAGAUGACGUGACUCUGAAGAAAAAAAGAAAGAAACGUCAGAAAACGUUAACGCCACAAGUGUGACCCUCCACAGGAUUUUAAUGCUAAAGGUGAAAGCACGCGCACGACACGCUUUCACUUUAAAACAAAAGAAUUUAUUUUAACACGCUUUAGCACGCUUCCAAUCUUGCCUCAUUAGCAAUUUCUUUUGUUUCAGAGGACACGCUUGAGACAAUUAAGCGUGAGCAAGUCGAACAAAAAAGCGUGUUAAAGUUUUCAAACAAAAGCUCCGUGCGAAAAAGCACAACACGCUUUCAGUGUGCGCAAAAGCACGCAAGGCGUGUUAUCUAUAAGCUAAAUAAAUUUCCUCUACAAAAGGGAACCGUAAAUGAUUAUGAACGGCACCUUUUUUUCGUAACUAUCGAGAAAGAAAAAGUUAUACCUCAGCGAUCGCAGCGAUAGUAUCUGAUUGAAAAAACGUUGUCGCUUGAAAAGUAUAAACAGUGAACGGUGUGACCUACUGGAUUUAUGGGUAGAACUAUAUUAGCAUUGCAAAAUCAAAGUUCUUUCCAGAAAUGUUUACUGACGAAGCUGUGCAAAGGUUAUCUUAAAUUUCCUUAAUUUAAAACACAAUUGCAAUUUUCUCAGAAACAGUGAUCUUUCGGACUUAAGACACUUUCUUGCCGAUCGCAAGGGAGGGAAUGAAAUGGAAAAAAAUUAAACUUCGGAAAAUCGUAAGGAAUUUAUUAGAUAACCUUCGAAAAUUGUACGUGCAUGGAACGGUCAUCUAGAAAUGUUUAGCCUUCCUCAACCUAUAGAAAAUUCUAGGCAGUUUUUGUUUCUCCGAUUUAAUUACCUACCUUCGUCUCAGCAUGGCUUAAAGAAAUAUAUUAAACUAGUUUAUUCAACUUCAUUUCUCUGUGCAUUACUGCUAAUAAAUAUCCCGGUGGCAUAACUAUAAUUUUCAGGCGACAUAACUUCAGUGCCUCGCAUGCGACGGCAGGGCCUCUUUGCCAAUCCCUUCAACAGCCGACAGCCGGAGGAAUUGGUUUACACUGAUCUCGCGUUAAUUCCAGGCUAGCCCGCCAUUAAGUCGUGAUUUUCAUAUGGCCACGGUUACGAUCAAAUUCCAAAACAGUCUCAAUUGGUGUAUUUGAUACACUUCGACCAGUUAUCAAUGCUGAUUAAAUCCGCUGAAAACCCAAGCCAUUUUUAUCAUCUUAGCAGUUUUAGUAAUUCAGCGUGUUCAGCGUGUCUUACCCAAAUUUCACGCUAACCGUGCUAUAAUUCGCACACUUACCGUGACAUAUGGCACGCUACAAAAAAACAAAAGGUCUAGCGUGUUAAAUUUUCCAAAACAAAGGCAAGUGUGUCCGUCUUUGUUUUUUCAAUUUAAUAUGCGCAUAUCUGUGAUCUACGGCACGCUAAGCGUGUCGUGCAAGCGUGUCGCGCGCGUGCUUUCACCUUUAGCAUCAAAUUCCUGUGGAGGGUCACAAAUGUCGAGGAUGAUGAAGUCUUUCUGCGUACCAAAUAAAUUCAAAAUAGCUAGAUUUUAUUUAUUUAUUUUCUGAAAGUACUUUUUAACCUAAUUGCCUACUCAUACCCUUGUUAUACUUACUGAAAACAUGAAGGUGCGAACAAAAAGUUGCAUCCUUAAAGGUCAUACUCUUGGAAAGUGCUCAAUAGACGUUAUGACAGAGCAAAAAAAUAGUAAUAAUAAAACAGAAAAAUUACAGCGAAAUUCGUUGUAUCGCGCUGCUUGUGUAUGCACACAUCGAAGGGGUUUUGAGUUUUUCUGUUCCGUCAAUCGUUUUAAUGAAGGCGGGGUUAAUGUAAAUCACAAUGUAACGUGUUCGCUGACUCUAGAAUGCUCAAGAAUAGCGAAGGAAAUGGCGAUGGUGAGCGGAUUUUUUUCGAGGGAAGGAGGCAGACGUUGCUUUAUUCUUGCAAGUGACAAGAAUAAGAAAGAUCAGGAAAAUCUGCGAAGCAAAUUUAACAAGAACGCACUUACAGCGGCAGUCAGUCUCGCUUCUUUGGAGAUUAGAUCGAUAAAUGAGGAGGCGAUUAAUUCUAUACGAAACAGGAUUUACUCGCUAAAGAUUUUUUACUUCCUACUUUAUCGACGUCGAUACUUUUACUUGUUUCUGAAAUGAUUUAGUACGCGUGUUAGCGACAACCGGAAAUACGUCUGCAGUCGCAGGCUAUAGGCGUGUACAAAUAGGGCCUCGAUUCCAGAGAAAUUACGUCAUUGCCAGAGAUAAAAAAAAAGUGUUUUACAUGACACGUCAUUUCAAUCAUCGCCGAAAAUAGACCGCAUGCUCAUCGCAAGACCCGUUUUGCAUUCAAUGAAAGUUUACAACACCCGCCUAUCGCUGUUUUGCUGAUUAAGAUUCUUUUUUUUUUUUUUUCGACUACUCUGUAGUGCUCACUUGUUCGAAAGUAGUCAACGCUUUCAAGCGAUAGAAUUCGUGGACCGACACUUUCAGAAAAGCUCUAAAUUUAAUCGUUCGCAAACAUGCGUGGCUUCGAUUACAACGAUUCUUAGUCCCAGUUUCCUCGGUCUACGCAAGGAACACCUGGCACAAUAAUCCCCCCAUUUGUAUACAAAAUACUACGGAAAAAAACCCGGGGGUACUUCCAGAACGCUUCCUGAACCCUUACCCUCUUUCAGACCAAAAUCUGAGAUUUUUCCUACCCUAUUUGAGACCUGAUCAUAAAUUUGAUCUCCUAUUUCAGACCUCAGCCCUGGAGCGCAGCGCGUGACCGGAGCGCGUGAGAAGCUGUUACGGCACGUACACGGUUGGCGUAAACAUUAAAAUGGUCUUAUGGCCAAAUAACGAAGAAGUAGCUUCUUCUAAAAAACAUACCAAAUUCAAGACUAGAGUGCACAAACCAUACUCUAUUUCAGACCAAAAUAGUCGAAAUUGAUACCCUAUUUCAGACCAAAACGGCCACAAACUAUACCCUAUGACACCGCUUAUACUACUACAUGAGAAAUUUCUGCAAUCUGAUUGGCUUAGCGCAGUGGUAUUUCAGCUUAAUUUGAAAUACCUACAUGUUUGGCAUAAAUACCACUCGUGAUAUUUCAAAAUUGUCUCAAAUUUCACUCGCCUAACGGCUCGUGAAAUUACGUACAACAAUUUCGAAAUAUCACUCGUGGUAUUUAUGCCAAAUAUCACUACAAAUCAUGCUAUUACCUAUACAAAUACCUAUAUAGCCGGUAUAAGGGGCGUAAAACGCGUUGCAGAUUAUGAGUCUCGCUGCGUAAGCAAACAAAACGGAUCGAAAUCAACCAAUCACGAAUUACAAACCAUGACCUUUUGAACUCGUGCAAAUAAACAUGACUUGUGUUUCCGCUAAGAUGAUUGACGGAACAGGAAAAGUCGAAAUUCCUUCGAAGUUUGCAAAACGCACAGCGCGACACAACGAAUUUCGCUCUAAUUCAACGGCUAAUUUUGGAUGGCAAAGAUUAAAAUAGGUCAAUAAACGUGAUGCAAUGCACUUUUCUUCUUCUCUAAAUGUAGGCAUUCGUGGUGAGCGAGUCUAUAUAGAUAAGAAUGGUGACGCGGAAGAAAAGAUUUUAUUUCUACUGGAUAUGCGAUGGCCGAAUACAUGUGAGUUGUAUUUACUUAAUAUUUUUUUUAGUUUAUGUUAUUUUUUAUAAUUAUUAUUAUUAUACUACUACAUGAGAAAUUACUGCAAUCUGAUUGGCUUAGAGCAGUAGUAUUUCAGCUUAAUUUGAAAUACCUACAUGUGAAAAUUACAACCCUUUUGCGGGUAGUAGUAUAAACAAAUAAUAGCAUGAUUUGUUCGUGAUAUUUGGCAUAAAUACCACUCGUGAUAUUUCAAAGUUGUCUCAAAUUUCACUCGCCUAACGGCUCGUGAAAUUACGUAUAACAAUUUUGAAAUAUCACUAGUGGUAUUUAUGCCAAAUAUCACCACUAAUCAUGCUAUUACCUAUACUUAUUAUUAUUAUUAUUAUUAUUAUUAUUAUUAUUAUUAUUAUUAUUAUUAUUAUUAACAGGAACAUCCAUGCAACAGGAGCUUUCCUUAUAAAGCUAAUUUGUUAAGACGCUCUCCUUCAUAACACAAAUACAAUUUAUGACUUGUAUAGACCACGUAUGUUUAUUGAAAAUGUUUGAUAUUGAGUUUCGAUUCCUUUAUUGUAGUGAAGACUGAAUGCCCAGCAAAGCUUGUGCCAGUGGGUAAUUUUACGAUUCAAUAUCAAAACAAUAGCGAACCUCAGGUGAACUUCGCUCUCAGGUCUGAUGCGAAAAUUCAAUGGCCUGGAGGAACCCCCCCUAAGGAUAGUCCAGAAUGCGGCUUUGAAAACGACUUGUGCCCACCUGAAUAUUCAUCUAAGGAAGCUGAAAGUGGUAAGGCGAAUAAAAUAAAUUUAAAUCAAAUAUAUUCAGUACAGAAUGUUUAAUAGACUGUUUUCACUCAGGUGGCCAGCAUCUAUAUAAAAUCUAUUUGGACCAAAAGAGAGGUUUGGUACACCAACAUGGCCCCCGCGAAGUCAUGUGAAAAUGCUCUUAAGGAUAUUACGUUCUAAGUAAUUUUGAAUUUGGCCAAUCUUGGUACUGUUAAUUUUACAAAGUUAACGUGGUUUAUUGCAAACUAUAUUAUGAGGGCUUGGAUUGCGGAAUUGAAAAACAUUCAUCAAAUGCAAUGAGAGAUAGAAUGCAUCUAUUCAAAUCUAUUCGGACCAACAGAGUGGUUUGGUACACCAACAUGGCCUCCCCGAAGUCAUGUGAAAAUGCUUUUAAGGAUAUUACGUCUCAAGUAAUCCUUGAAUUUGGCCAGUCUUGGUACAUUUGGUUUUAUAAAAUUAACGUGGUUUAUUGCAAACUGUAUUCUGCUGGCUUGACAUGGAUUGCAGAAUUGAAAAACAUCCAUCAAAUGCAAGGAGAGAUAAUGCAUCUAUGCAAAUCUAUUUGUGCCAAAAGAGUGGUUUGGUAUACCAACAUGGCCUCCGAGAAGUCUUGUGAAAAUGCUUUCAAGGAUGUAAGUAAUUCUGAAUUUGGUGCAGUUAGUUUUAUCAAGCAAGAAACGAAGAGGAAGACAAAAAGUCCUGAAUAAAGCAGCUACAAUAGUUCUAAAUAAGGCUAGACACAAAAUAGGAGACUCGAAGAGGAAGCUCACACAUAGUUAGCAAGCCAGGUCCAGAAAGGGUCAUGAAAAGCAAAUGUUUAAAAUUAGAGGCCCCUGAUAUGGCAAAAAAGAAACCUCUGCAUAGUCUGCCAAGUAACGCUCAGUAAUUUUUAAAGAAGUACAGUAGCCUUGCUGUGGAGGGGGGCCAGGAUGAUUAUCUUUUCUCGAUGAAAGCCCAAAAUAUAUGUUUUUCAGAUGCUUAAUCUAGACAAAUAUUGUUUGGGGGUUGAAAUUUGUCGUGCGCACCAGGAAAUAAAAAAGCUCAAAAUGGAUCAUCUGUGGCCCGCUGUAUCACACACCAUGCUGCAACAGUUACAGAAUGUCAUAAAAGUUACUGAAAUUCUGAAUACAUGUACUCGAUAGAACAAUAAACAUCUUCUAGAAAUAAAGUUUUGAUCCAAUCAAAAGUUAUAGCGCAGAAAAUUAGAGGAACGAACUUUUGGGACACCCUGUACGUGUUACGCGAAUGUUAUUUUAUUUUUUAUAUGCGUGUUAGGGUUGGGAAGGGGGGGAGGGGGGUAUUCUUCUAUAGUGAAAAUGUAAAUUUUUUUUUCUAAAUAUUUCACACAUAGUUGGUUUAAUUCUUUUAAACUAGUAAUAGUUGACACUACAGCUGCCCCCGUUCUGUACAUUGUCGGUCAAUAGUAUUCUUGCUGGUUGUGUAGCUCUUUGAAAUAUACCGAUUCAUAAUGAAGAUUUUCACACAUAUUCCAUACAAUAGGUGAGAAAAAGGAAGGAAACGCAAGAUUCCGUGUACAGUUUCAGCUCGAUUUACUCAGCUUUGAUCAAAACAUUCUCAGUUUCGAGAAUAGUUUAUUCUAAACCAUACGAAAAGAUUUAAUUAGAAGUUGAAUUUUUCGCUAUUUCUCUUUCACUUUUUACAUUUAGUUCAAUAGACAUUUUAUUUGCCGGAAAGUAAGCCUUAGAAAUUAAAAGGACGUUUGAUCGAUUCACGCUUGCGCAUUCUAGUCUUAUUUGAAACUUUUUAACGCAAGGACAUCUGUGAGCAGGGGAAAAGUCAGCACAGAAUUUGAUUGUCGGGCUUAAGUACAUUAACAGGUAGUUAGACGAUCACUAUUCGAUCGGCAACAAGUGAGCAGAAGGAACAAACCCCGACUCAGAAUAAGGCCAGUUUCUCUCUCUUUCUCACAGACCGUUCCAAAGGUUAUAUUAUCAAAGAUUUCUGAACUCGUGUCUGGCAAACCUCCAAGUGUUUAUAUAUACACAGUUAAACGCACCUUAUAACCUCAUCUGCGCUUAACGAGUGUCUUUUGGCCCAUAACUUUCAAAACAGCUGCUCCACAGAAUGUCACUGCGUACUGCAAGAGAGUAUCAAAGUAUGACUGCACAAUAAAUGUCACAAAAUCUACCUGAGCGGUCCCUUCGGAAUUUUCUGUCUUUACGUCAUUCUAACCAUUUCGUACUUGCGAGCGCAAACAAUAGAAACGUCAUCAUUACCUACCGAUUCCUCGCGGCCCCUGUUCGAGCAAAUCGAGAUUUUUUCUAUUAUACUGACUGUAUAUUUGAACUGUAAGUACUGACCUUAAUAUACGCGCGAGUUACUAGGGUGCCUCCUCGGGAUUUCGCCUCUGGGCGAAAUCCCUGCGGGGGCAAUAACUUUAAAUUGAUCAAAUUUGACUUUUUCAUUACUUUGCAGUUAAGAUGGCGAUAAUUGCUGGAAUAUCAGGGUUUGCAGCCCUUCUGCUUUGUCUUUUCUGUGUAACCAGAAUAAGGUUAGUUUGUUCGGCUGCUCUCUAAAGGUUAAUCUUUUAUUCUAUAUUGCAAUGGCACUAUACGCUCCCCCCGCGUGUGUACUCAUGAAAGAUCCAAAUAAAUGGUUUUCUUUCAUAAACUCUAGCUACUUUGGAUUUAAUUCUCUGAAUUGACCUUACCGUACAUUUGUUUUCUUUCUUCAGACAAAUCAAAUCGGAAAGAGAGCUGAAGAGUUUAUUAUGGAAAAUAGAUUAUUCUGGAAUUGUCCUUGCAAACUCAGACUACUUCGAAUCAAUGGACGAUGACACGCUUGUAAGACUUUUUUUUUCAGUUCGUUUUAUAUCUGACCCAAAAAAUAGGGAUGAAAACAUUUUAAAGAGUAAGUUAAUUUCGUCAUGUUGUUAGACCUUAUACUUUUGAUAGGGCAAUGCCGCUCUCGUUAAAAGUGAUUCCUAAGAAUAUAUGUCUUACAAAUUAGCCGUCUUCGCUAAGUUACUUUCGUAUAUUUCACCCUUAAAUGUUUCUAUGACAACAAUAAAAUGUUAAAAAAGGUUGUAACUUUAUGAUUUGAUAACGUAGAUAUAAGAAGAAAACGUGAGGCCCCCUGUCAUUAUAAUAGUAAUUAAUGUUGUUCAAGAUAUGUGCAUGGAGUUGGCUUGUAAGACUGAUUUCAUUUUUCUUUUGUUUCUCUGUAGUCUUUCCAAGAGAACGAAAGCGACAUUUUGCUCCAGUCCAUCAGAAAUGGUGAAAGCACUGGCGACUUAACUCGAUUUGGGUUUUUCAAGGUACUAGUAUUAUAACUCAGUUCUGUUUCGCCCCAUGUGAAGGAAUUCAAGGCAGUCUUGGAUUCUGGACUCCACGCCAUGGAUUCUGGAUUCCAGGUACUGGAUUCCAGAUCUUUGUCAGUGGAACUUGGAUUCCAGUUGUUAGUGGGAUUCCGGAUUCCAAGGCCCAGGAUUCCGGAUUCAACAGGCAAACAUUUCCAAGAUUCUGGAUUCCACAUGCAAAAAUUUCCAAGAUUCCGGAUUCCACCUGCAAAAAUAUAUCAAGAUUCCGGAUUCCAAAGGCAAAUAUUUCCAAGAUUCCGGAUUCCACAUGCAAAAAUUUCCAAGAUUCCGGACUCCACACGCAAAAAUUUCCAAGAUAUCCGGAUUCCACAAGCAAAAAUUUCCAAGAUUCUGGACAUGGGGCGAUCGGUUUUUAUUCGAUUAUAAUUGUCUCAUUGAAGGAUCGAAGUUAAAGCCACGCCAAUCAGUUAUCCUAUUGUUUGUUUGUUUUCUAGGGGACUUCUGUGGUAGUUAAACAAGUUGGCACAAAAGCUGUAGAUUUAACCCGUUCUGUGCUAGUGGAAAUGAAACAGGUAUCUGAAAAAUAAAUUUCGAUUAUGCGUGACCGUGACCGUAGUUUUUCAAUUCAGCUUUGUUGUCUCAAUCACAGAUGCUUGAUGUUCGACAUGACAACCUUGCACACUUUAUCGGAGCUACCAUUGACCCUCCGAACAUUUGCAUUGUGACAGCAUUUUACUCUCGUGGAAGCCUUCAAGUAAGUUUGACUUUAUUAUUAUUAUCAUUGUCAUUUGCAAUCCUCGGCUUGCUUGUUUAAUCCCUGAAGCACCGGCUCCAAACCAUGGACCUUGGGUACCAACGAGUUCACUUAUUUGACAUGAACCUUCAGAACCUUGGGCUGUUCCCAGAAAAGUCAUUUUUUGGAGCUCGUACAUCAUCAUCAUCAUCAUCAUCAUCAUUAUCAUCAUCAUCAUUGUCAUCGUCAUCAUCGUCACCAUUACCGUCACCGUCAUCGUCGUCGUUAUCGUCAUCAACAUAAUUAACUUUAUUGUUAUUAUUAUUAUUAUUAUUAUUUUAUUAUUGUUUCUUUAUUCGUUGAUUUAGCUAUUUUAAAGUAACAUUAUUUUGAUUCACUGAAGCUGAUGUUUUCUAAUUCUGCGUGUAUGCUUAAUGGUUCCUCUUAACAUUACACUUCUUAGACUUCUUUUAAUUAUAUAUACAUUUUUUUAUACAUUACACUCUUAACUAAAGCUAUAAAUACUGGAGGAUGUUGAUAAUGAUGUAACACUGUGAUGUACUUUCUACUCAACGUUGUCUAUAAAAUCAUUUCAAAGAUAAUUAUGUCUGAUUUCUUCCUUUUCAUUACAAGGAAAUCUUGGCGAAUAAAGAUGUGAAAUUGGACCACAUGUUUAUUUCUUCACUUGUCAAUGAUAUAGUUAAGGUAACUGUGUAUUUUUCUGAAAGUGUUGCAAAUAAUUAUAGUUAAUGUUAUUCCCGCCUUAUGGCAUGCAUGAUUUCAAAAAAAUUUCAUUGAUCUUACCCGUUAAGUCAUACAUGUAUGUAUCUUACACACGUUAUUUUUUGUAGGGUAUGGCCCAUCUUCACAGCUCGGACAUCAAAUCGCACGGGAAUCUUAAAUCUUCCAAUUGUUUAGUGGAUAGCCGCUGGGUACUAAAGAUUGCUGACUACGGUCUACCAACAAUUCGAUCCAAGCUAAAGAAAAGUUACCUCUAUACUGACUUGUAUUAUAAAGGUAUUUUAUCCGUCAUGUGUUUGAGUUUUUGCAUUCGAGUGCAUCAGCCAGGGUGUUUCUUUUAAUCAGCAGCGUGGAACGUAUUCUCACCUUUUUACCGGGAUGGGACAUCAACCCAAAGCCCAACCCCCGACCUGGAGGCUCAGGCGUUGCAAUUCGUUUGGCCCUUCACCCACUUAAAACCUUCCCUGUACGGUUGAACUACCAGGGACCGAGGUCCCGACUCGUAUAGCUUUCAGGAUCACCCAGGCACGCAAACCUCCCCACCACGUUAAGGGCGAAACGCCUAAGAAAGAUUGUGAGCCUUGUUUCGUGAUUCUGUGUGUCGCAGUUUCAGAGGCUGAACAACAGACAGGUAGAGUCCGCGAAAAAUACGUCAUGGACGUUUUUGCGAUUAAUUAAUCCAAACGUUUAAGUAGUAAUUAGAUCUUCGUUUAUAAUUUCCUUUGAGAGAAAACCAGCUUUGGCCACUUUUUGCAUUUAGAACUUUUAUGGAUGGCUCCAGAAAUUCUUCGAAUGAGCGACCGUCCAGUUAAUGGAACACAGAAAGGAGACGUAUACAGUUUUGCUAUUAUUUUGCAAGAAUUUCACACCAGAGAAGCACCCUAUAGUGGCAGUUAUCUACAGCCAAAAGGUAAAAUUUUAUCUGUAAAUAAUAGAAUAAAGUUCCAAAGGCUAGUCAGAAUAUUUAGCAAUUAUUGGAUGAGGCUGAGACGGUAUGAUGUGAAGAAUUAUGCAGGUCGAGAAGAAUGUGAUCUGCAUAAUUUACAAAUCAAACCAAAGACGAAUUAUUUAAUUGUUUCACUAUUCAUUCAAAAUAUUUCAAACUUACAAUAUGCUUACCUAGAUGAUCUAUGUAAGUUACCGUCUUUAUAACUUUUACUUGCUCCUUGGCAGUCUCAGGAUAUGAAGGAGAUAUUCAUUAAAUGGCAGUUGUCAUUUGUCGAGUGGCACUGCAUUGUCGAGUUUCCCUUCUUGUUAUGUUUUUAGCAGCCGUUCUCCUACUUCUUUCGGUCAAAACGUGAGAAAUCUUCCGCCAUUUUUUUCUCCAGUUCCACAAAGCAACUGAGUCACCUUACCUUCUGUUGUGCCUGUUUUCCAGUCAAUUACUCGUUAAAGCGUUUGACCUGCUCCCGAUCUUCUCGCGGUUGCGUCGCCAGAGGAAAAAGACAAAGAAAGAAAGAAAAAACAAACAAACAGCAAUAAAACAACAACAACAACAACAACAACAACAACAAAAAUAAAACAGCAGCAUUUGCCUGCUAAUACAGCCAGCUACACUGGCUUAACUAAGAGUUAAGCCAAAUUUUUAGCAACGUCUUCCUGUCUAGGAACGUGUACCUGGAGCUUUUGAAACAUUUUUCAUCCUUUACUCCUCUGAGAUGUACAUGCCCCAAACAAUCUCUAGGGAGGUAAAUUAUAACUUUAUCAUUGCUAAAUGUGAUUGACGCUAAUCGCCAUUCAGGAGCAGGGCCUGGUUAUAAAUAUGACAUAAAAUCUGCAUAUAUAUGGAUUAGUUACACGUUAACUGAGAAAAUAUUGUUGAGGGUAAUGAUGUGACAUUUGAUAAAUAUUAUUGUUGAGGGUAACGACUCAACGGUUAAUGUCCUAUGGACAUGGUAAUGGGUUUUAUUAAUUAAACUCAACUGGACUUUUACUCACACGAGCUGGUGACAACGUUUAGUUCGCCUGCAUGCCUAUGGGUGCGUCUUCCACGCUUUCUUUAGGAAGACCAAAGUAGCUGAUUCCUACAUUCUCAAUUCUUAUUUCUUUUAUUAGAAAUCAUAAAGCGCGUCAGUGAGUGCGAGGUGCCUCCGUUUCGCCCCACCGAAGUCGCCCUCAUCCCUCAAGUGGAGGAGUUAAGAGAAUUGAUGAAAUUUUGUUGGGAGGAAAAGCCUGAAGCACGUCCAGACUUUCACGAGAUCAAGAAAACCAUGCAGAGAAUAUUGAUAAACAGUGGCAUGUAAGAAAAGACAAUUCCAAUAUUUCAUUGUUCAGAAUUAUCCUGAUACCAGAAUUAUAUACCCAGCCAAGUGCAGGAAUGGAUCGAUACCAAUAAGCAUUUCUCAGAGGAUGACAUUGUGGGCAUUGCCCAAGACUGAGUCAGUUGAGACGAUUUACAGUCGACUGCUCAUCUGUCGACCGAUGAUGGUGAUUAUAUACUCUUGACAAUGCAAGUCUUGAUUCGAUUGCAUGAGAAAUCGAUGAUUUCAAUACUGUCCACUUAGGGCAUAUAACGCAGAGAGAGAUGUUUUCACGCAGCAUAAGAAAACGAAAAAUAGGUCAGUCCUGGCAGAUUAACGGUUUGGUUUCACACUGUGUUGCACCGUCGACAAGCCCUGGUAACUCGUCUUGAUCUUAUGCCUAACCGUAAAUGGUGGUGAAUUUACAAACAGUUACAAAGUUAACCGACUUUCGAUCUUAAUAGAACUACUGUUUACUCAUUCUCCCCUCUAUUCUAUCCUUAGGAAAACAAAUAUAUUUGACAAUGUGGUGUAUAUGAUGGAGAAAUACGCAGAUAAUCUAGAGGACCUUGUGAGUGACAGAACCGCUCAGCUGAUAGAGGAGAAGAAAAAGACUGAUGCAUUGUUGGAUAGAAUAUUACCAAGGUAUAAGGUUUUACAAUAAUAUCACAUGGUAAAAGGUGACUUACUCAACAAAAUUUUAUGAGGGGAGACUCCAUCCCAUGGUCCAACCCCUUACCUUUUUAUAUACGUACCAUUUGUGACAAGAAAAGUUACCCUUUGAAUAUAUACCGUCCGUUGUCAAAUGGUACUCCUUUUUACAUACCUACCUAACUGCUCUAACUGACUCGUCAAUUUAAUAUGAAUAAAAUUAAUCUCUAAAACAGGAAGUUAUUCUUGCAAUUUCCUCAGGCAUAAGUUGCGUUAUUUCGAAAUACUUUAAUUUAAAGCCUUAUAAACUACCGAUUGGAAAUGACAUAUUACCCAACGUUUUCAAUUACUUCAUUUCGGGAAAUCCCUACCCUUUCAUACAUAGCCUCCCCGCUAGGCCAUUAUAGGGAGUACUCCCUUCCCCAGGAGGGAAAAUUCUGUUCAGUUCCGCCUGAAAGUGUCCUGACGGAGGGCUUGAGCCCCCUCGCUUAGACGACUGUUUUAUCCUAUACACUGCGUCCUGCUCACGAAAGAAAAUUCCUAAAUUGUUUCUUGCACAAACGUUUAAGCCAAUAUUUUGUCUUUUAGACCUGUUGCAGAGCAGCUUAAAAGAGGUAAAGCAGUAGAAGCGGAAAGUUUUCAUGAGGUUUCCAUUUACUUCAGUGACAUUGUUGGAUUUACUGAGCUAUCAUCGUCAAGUACACCGAUGCAGGUAUCUUAUACUUUAAUUAGAAAUUUUCUCUUAGGAUUUUGUCGUUAAAAAGGAUGUAGGUGUUUCCUCGUCAUCUUGCGAAUAAAAGACUGGCCAAAUUCCAGGCCCAGAAGAAAAAAAAAAUACGGUAAUGACAAGGCCAAAAUAAAGAGCAACAAGCAGUCUGUGUUCCAUUCUGGAAAUCGGCCCAUGAAAGGGAAUCCAAGACAGUGUUGGAUUCUGGAUUUCACUUUAGGGAUUCCGGAUGCUACUUACUAGAUUCCAAUCGUUAGUGGGAUUCUGCAUGGAUUCCUUGGGCUGUAUUCCGAAUUCCAGUGCCCAGGUUUCCAGAUUCCACGAGAAGAAUUUUCCAGAUUCCGAAAUCCGGAUUCCCUUACACUGAGGGCGACUGGAAAACAUUGAAGAAAUUCAUUUGAACUUUGAAAUACUGCAACCGAGCUCGUUUUUCUUUCUUUUAGGUUGUAACAUUUUUAAAUGACCUCUAUACGCUAUUUGAUGACAUCAUAAGUGCAUUUGACGUUUAUAAGGUAUGUUGCUUUCUAACACCAACAGGGGUGAAGGUAGUGAGAAAGUACUCCUAUGCUUGCAAUGACCCGAGCUUCGAUGCCAGUACAUUUGGUCGGAGAAAUGGGACACGAAGCCCCUCAGAUUUUUACCCUCAUUUUGAAUCUGUUUUGGUUAACUGUGUAGGAAAAGUGCCGGAUGAGCUAAAGACUUAAUAGUCUCCCUCGCAGCCGUUUUUUGGAAGUCACGCAACGUUCUUUUGGGGGAGCGUUGCGUGACAUCCAAAAAACGGCUGCGAGGGAGACUAAAGACUCAAAAGCCUCACACCGAAUUUAUACCAGGCAAACUUUUGCUUCAAUGGAUAUAGAGCGUUUUCAGUCAUGUGACCAGCAUUUAUACAAAUUUAUGGGAACAGAAGAAAUUGUUUACAUAAGAAAAGAGUUGAACUCCCACAGGAUUUGUUUGGAACACCAAAAAAAAAAACAAACAAAAUGGGCCUGGGUCGUAUUUUAGAAGGAUCUAUAUGGAGUCAUCGGAGCAUAACAGUACUAAUAUCUCCCCGCCAAUUUUGCUUUAACAGGCUCAUUUUUGGCAAGUAAAAAUAUUUUGUUGCUCUUUCUGGAUGUGCCAACCUAUCCCAUAAUUACACAGAUUUGAAAUUUUUUGGCGUCACACUUCUCUUCUCUAUAACGUGUUUCAGUGAGAAAAUUAAGUUGACAAAUCAUCAGACGGAUCUAAAACAGCCAUCUUUUGGUACAACCAAACCAUGUGAAGUUAAAAUUAACUAAUGCUAAUGUAUGUUAAUGUAGAAUUGGCUUUUUCUGUCAGGUUGAGACAAUAGGAGACGCUUACAUGGUAGUAUCUGGCCUUCCAAUAAGAAAUGGUCACAACCACGCUGCGGAAAUAGCAGGAAUGGCGCUUCAUUUAAUUGAAGGAGUAAAGAAGGAUUUUACAAUUCGUCACAAACCUGACCAUAAAAUCGAACUGCGUGUUGGUAUACACAGUGGUAAGUCCGCGAAGCAAGGCAUUAUACAUAGUGCAGUGUAUGAGUAGUGUUAAACUCGGUCCUUCCUCGUCGGCUUGUGUCGUCCUCGUUUUUUCGGCCCCUCCGUGGUCUCCUUUCUCUUUUCUAUAAUUAUCGUCGACUAAAGAAAAUAGUUCUUUUGCUUUUAUUACCUGGUUUACAUAAUAACCAGGCUUACCAGGAAUACCCAGGUUAACCAGGGUUUUUGGAUAGAUGGUUAACUGGCCGGGUAAGCCCGGUUUGACAACCAAGAAAGCCUCGUUGUUUGAACCAGGCUUGCACCCUGGUUAACCCAAGCUUUUGGUGCACGGGAAGCCUCUAUAAGUAAAAAAUUAUCCACAGAAAUACUCCAGAGAUUACCUUAUUCGCUCAAGCGUAGCUCUAGUCAUUUUUUGUUUACGUUCUUUCUAGGCCCUGUAGUGGCUGGUGUGGUGGGUAACACGAUGCCACGUUACUGUUUAUUUGGUGAUACAGUGAACACAGCGUCUAGAAUGGAAUCAACUGGAGAAGGUAAGAAAUCGUUUCACAUUGACAACUUUUUAAAGGGCUAAGUUAUGCGCAAUAUGCCAGCUAAUCUUAAUAAAAAAGACAAAAAGGACAGAAAAGAAGCCAAAAAAUAAAAUGGAACAGGACUAGACUGCAAAACAACCCAAUUUUUUGCGUUAGUGAUUGGCCAUUUUGAGGUCACGUGGGACUGAGCCGGUGAAUGUCACAUUGCAUUAUGGGACGGUUUUGGGGCGCUUACUUUAUUUUUACGAAGUUGCACAUUCAAACUUUGUUCCCCCAAACAGUCCCAUAUUGGUGCAACUCGACAAAGUCAUUACUGACCCAGUUUCAUGCACAAUCUGAAAAUGUUUCAUAUCUCUGAUCAAUUUUAUUGUUCUGUUACUUUGUCGCGGUAACACUGAACCACAAAGCGUGACCCGGUUGCUCUUGUAGCGUAGAGUGGGGAGUGCUUCAAGCAACAGCUACUCACUAGUACACUGCUCAGGAAAACAGUGCCUUUUUUUGCAGCGCACUUGAGACUUAAUUCUUGAUACGCGUAUACUUUUUUCAGGUUUAAAAAUUCAUAUUAGCGAAGCAACGAAGUCUAUUUUGGAAACAUUAGGAGGCUUUACAAUCGAAGAACGAGGACCCGUACACUUAAAGGUAGGCGAUUCUUAAACUUGAUUUGCAAUCUUACAUUGAGCACGAAAAAUAAGAAAUAAUUUAAGUGAGCGUAAUAAUUGCGCUGAGUUCUCAUUUAUGUAACAUUACAACUCAUUUACGCCAUGUAAAGUCAAACAUUACGCUUCCUUUACGCAUAUGCGGAAGGUAGCAUGAAGACUUGGUACAUGCUAAGGGCAACCUUACUCAACCUUUACAUAAAGCGUAGAUGAGCGUAAAGCUUUUACAACGUCGAGUAGUUCAAGGACUGGCACGUAUUGGUUUACCUGUGAAAAAUGAUUUAUUGGCUAUACCUUCAGCACAGAUUGUGAAGCUGAAUAUAAAAUUUGGCACAAAUAAAAAUAAAGAACUCCAUCCUUAAAAAUUUAAAGGUAUAAAUAUUGUGUUUAUAAGUCGUGAUAUACCACGGGACCAUUCUGCUAAAAAUAGCAAAUAAUUGACAAAUUGGUGGCGGGUUUAAGAAAAGAAAUCCAGCAAAAAAAAUAGCAGCUGUCGUCCUUCGAGAUGUCUUCUUGCUGUUCUUGCCAUGUUUUUAGCUAUUUUUUCGCCUAGUUCUUACUCUUGAAACAAGUGAAAUGUCCGCCAUUUUUCAAGUUUACAAUCAAAACAACUCAACCUCGUCCCUAGGUCUUCUCGGUUAACGGUGCCUUUGACGUCAUUUUCUCGUUAAACACAAAAUUCUUCCAAAUUUGGACAUCAGUAACCUGUUAUGGUGAAUUAAACGUGUGCUUUUAGCCAAUUAGAAUCGGGAAAAUAUUUUGAAUGAAUAAUACUUAACAAUUAAUGAACGAGCGACUCAUAGAAUACUUCUUAAUACCUCUAGCUCCUCCCACAAUAGGCAGCUCCGGCAUUCGGCUCCGCCUAUUGUGGGAGGCUCUAGAGGUAUUAAGAAGUAUACUAUGCUUUCGGCUUAAGUUAUUUUGCUUUAUUAUUCAUUUAAAAUAAUUCCUAGUUCAAAAACAUAGCUCAAACAAGCUUACCUGCAUCGAUGUUAAGUUUAUCUUCGAUAGUUUACGUUUAGGUUUGUCCAGCUCCGCAAAUAUUCCCCAAAUAGCAGAUGUCGCCCUGCGAGUUGUCUUCCUGCCUUUUUUGCUAUGUUUUUAGCCAUUAUUUCGCCUAGUUUCAACUGUACUUCUUACUCUUGAAACGAGUGAAGUGGCCGCCAUUUUAGGUUUUACAACGAAAACAACUCAAUGUCGUCCCCAGGUCUUCCCGGUUAACGGUGCAUUAACCUGUAGAAGGCUGCAUUUUUGACGUCAUUUCCUCGUUAAACACAAAAUUCUUCAAAUUUGGUCAUCAGUAACUGGUUAUGGUGAAUUAUGCGUGUGCUUUUAGCCAAUCAGAAUUGAGGAAAUAUUUUGAAUGAAUAAUAAUAAACCUUAAGGCAGUUUUUUAUGCCAGCUUUACGCAGCACGUAAAUUCACCUUUACGCAGGUUAAUGUACACUUUAAUAUUUGGUAAGCGUCAAUUUUAAGGCUGUUUAAACCAGCAUAAGGUCCUUGAAUCAGAUUUGAUAAGCUUGACGUCUGUUUGCUACUAUAGGGCAAAGGGACAGUUAAAGGAUAUUGGUUAAUUGAUUUUGCAAACCGGGCAUUACAUCGGCAUCGCCCAUCUACUAAACGCCACAAAGGACUGACAGAUGCUUCUGUUGCUUUCCGGGAAAUGCUGGAACCGCCUCCAUCGCCUUGCAGGUUGUCACGUGCGUCAUCUCUCAGAAGAAAUAUGAAAGCUAUCAGCGAAUCUCCCUUGUUCAAAAGAAGACAACUCAUGGAAGCCGAUGAGACAUUAGAUGAAACAAAUGACACCCAAGCCUUUAUCUAG
This is a messenger RNA of Porites evermanni, 25039 nucleotides long. NCBI's taxonomy places the organism in Eukaryota, Metazoa, Cnidaria, Anthozoa, Scleractinia, Poritidae. The record is from the annotation of a GenBank genome assembly.